UCGUCGUCUGAAUCUGUUAGUCUGAGACCGACCAGCAACAACACCACAACCAAUGAAAGCGUAACAUCUCCCAAAAAAUAAUGGGAAAUUGAUUAACAAACAGAUUUUGUCCUCAUUCUCUACCAACGCUGUGUGUUCACUGGGAGCUGGAAGACGAAGAUGCCCCUUUUCUGUUCGCUUGAGGAGCUGCUGUGUGGGGGAGAGGGGAACAUCCUGUGGCGUUUCCUGUGUUUGUAAACUAGACGGUCGUGAAAACGUCGGGCGACUGAAGCUGAAAGUUUUAAUGCUAGAUGAGUGAGGUGGGUGUGGCUUCCCACCAGCCCGACCAUCCUGACUGACGGAUCUCUGGAUGACCUUGUCCCCACCCCUGUCCCUGCGCUCACAUACACCACAGCAAUGUCACAUCUGCCCAGCAGCUCAGUCCGCGACCAUAUGAAAUGGGUUUGUUUUGAGAACACCAAAGCGGGGCUGCUUGGCUGCGAGGCCGUCCUCUCCAGCAUGGCCCUGAUGCAAGCUAGCUCCAUGGCCGCUCCGCCCAAAAAAAUGAUGGCUCCACUUGGCCACGGACCCCCGCAGAGAGAGGCACCUGACCGUGCUCCACAGGGCCAUAUGAUCCUCCCCUCUGGAAUGAGCUGUCCUCCCCUGGUUAGGACCAACUUCGGAAAUCUCAUCCGGAAGGAAGGUGAAUUCCAAGCUCCCCGCCUGCUGGAUGAGAAGGAGAUGAGGGCCAACGAGGACAUGCAGCAGAAAAAAAAGAACAGGAAAUCAGUUACGCCCUGCAAAGUGAGAGAACAAGAAGGAAGGGGAGGGAAGGGCACAGGUGGAGAUGAGAAUGGUCCAGCUUCCAAAGUGCAGAAAAACUUUAUUUGUGAUCACUGUUACGGAGCAUUUAGGAGUGGAUACCACCUGAAGAGACACAUCCUCAUUCAUACAGGGGAGAAGCCGUAUGCUUGUGCCGUUUGUGACAUGAGGUUUAUUCAGCGUUACCACCUGGAGAGACACAGCCUCAUUCACACGGGGGUGAAGCCGUACGCUUGUUCCAUGUGUGACAUGAGGUUUUUCCAGCGUUACCACCUGGAGAGACACAGACUCACUCAUACGGGUAUGCGUCCUUUUACCGUACCCAGUUCAAGGGUGAAGCCGUACGCUUGCUCCAUGUGUGACAUGAGGUUCUUCCAACGUUACCAUCUGGCAAGACACAGCCUCACUCAUACUGGGGUGAAGCCAUACGCUUGCUCCAUGUGUGACAUGAGAUUUUUCCAACGCUACCACUUGGCAAGACACAGCCUCACUCACACGGGGGUGAAGCCAUAUGCUUGCUCCAUGUGUGACAUGAGAUUUUUCCAGAGAUACCACCUGGCAAGACACACUCUCACCCAUACGGGGGUGAAGCCAUACGCUUGCUCCAUGUGUGACAUGAGGUUCUUCCAGCGUUACCAUUUGGCAAGACACAGCCUCACUCAUACUGGGGUGAAGCCGUAUGCUUGCACUAUGUGUGACAUGCGGUUUAUACAACGUUACCAGCUGGAGCGGCACAGUCUUACUCAUACAGGGGUGAAGCCGUACGCUUGCACCAUGUGUGACAAGAGGUUUUUUCAGCGCUACCACCUGGCGAGACACAGCCUCACUCACAUGGGUGUGAAACCUUAUGCGUGCACCAUGUGUGACAUGAAGUUUUUUCAGCGUUACCACCUGGCGAGACACAGCCUCACUCAUACGGGUGUGAAACCUUAUGCUUGCACCAUGUGCGACAAGAGGUUUUUUCAGCGCUACCACCUGGCGAGACACAGCCUCACUCAUAUGGGUGUGAAACCUUUUGCUUGCACCAUGUGUGACAUGAGGUUUGUUCAGCGUUACCACCUGGCGAGACACAGCCUCACUCAUACGGGUGUGAAACCUUAUGCUUGCACCAUGUGCGACAAGAGGUUUUUUCAGCGCUACCACCUGGCGAGACACAGCCUCACUCAUUUGGGUGUGAAACCUUUUGCUUGCACCAUGUGUGACAUGAGGUUUGUUCAGCGUUACCACCUGGCGAGACACAGCCUCACUCAUACGGGGGUGAAGCCGUAUGCUUGUUCCAUGUGUGACAUGAGGUUUAUUCAGCGUAACCACCUGGAGAGACACAGCCUCACUCAUACGGGAGAGAAGCCAUUUGCUUGUGACAUGUGUGAUAUGAGGUUUAUCCAGCGCUACCACCUUGAGAGACACAAGCGUGUCCAUAGUGGGGAGAAGCCUUACCAGUGUGAGCGGUGCCAGCAGAACUUUUCACGGACAGACAGGCUGUUGCGGCACCGGCGGUUGUGCCAGGGUCGCGGCGUAGCCAAAGUGGAGAACCAGCCAUGCUGCGAACCGCGCCCAUACGGCCAAGAACCUCCACCCGCACCUCAGACCUGGAGCCCCCUGCACCCCCCUCCAGGCCGACUGGCAGUCUGACAUUCCACCCUUCCCACAUCCACAACAAUGCCAGAGACCGGAGGAGCCACAGGGUUUCUUCUUCUGCGCUGAGUGACGCCACACUCCAGCGUGGUCUGAUCUUGCAGCUCCAUUCUUGGGAUUACUGAUGACCGAGGGACAUUUGUGUCUUUGUUUUGUUGACUUUUUACUGUGUUUCCUUUUCUCCCCGUUUUUUUUUAAAGAUGAGACUUUUCUGUGAUGAACAGUGGUCCUGUUUUGUACUUAAUCUAUUUGAUUUUUGCAAAAAAAAAAGUUUUUAUUGUUGUUCAAAUAUAUCUGCAUUUGGUGGUACUCGGGAAGGGCUGUAGGUAUUGUUUAUCCAGACGUGUUAGCAACAAAAUGGGAUGAGUUGGUGGUGAGAAAAAGUAUUUGAGCUUCUUUCUGAUUUUCAUGUGGCCCAUUUUGUAAAACACAAGAAUCAUCGCUUUGCACAAAAUGGGCCAAAAACCAACUGAUCAUAAGAAAUUAGGUCAAACACAGUUUUCUGCCUCUGAGAUAUCCUAAGGAAACCUGAGUAACUAAGUGUUUUUUAAAACAAAAUGAAUAUCAAACUGCUUCAUAACUGUAAACCAGGACUUCCAGGAAGUGGUGAAGAGGUGCAGCCUGCAGGUUUGGGUCACAGGAGCAUCACCUGUGUGUCUCAUGUUCUGUGUCAUGUCUGACGUACUGAGCACUCGGGGAAACGGCCCAUGAUGGCAGGCGUAUAUAUUUUCAGCUGUAUAUACGCAGAGAUCUGCAGUACGUAACAGAAAGGCCCCCGCUUGCUCUGAAUAGCACAGGUUGGCCACUUGAAGUCCCAUUAUGUUGUCUGUACAGAUACUCUCAUUAUGAGAUCAGCGAGGGUAUACACAAUCUUGUGGCCUUAGUGUGUUUUGUUUAUAUUCUUUUGGCUUUUUUUUCCUCAGCCAUUUAUUAUUAUGGUUCAGAUGUAUGACGAGACAGCCAGUCUUCAUCAUGGUAUGUUUUGUUUUCUAAUCCUAAGCUGCCGUGGUUACAGAAUGUUGACGGCAUCAGUGGCGCUAAAACAAACUAAUGUGUUCUCCUGUCGACCUAGGUUGUCUUUUUAUGAUGAUUAAUAUUUUGGGUCAUUGUUACUGAUACACACAGUAUGUAAUCCUUGAGGAGCCCCCAAGUCUUUUGACAGUCCUUGUGAGAAGUCGGUAGAGCUGAACUGUUUCCCACUGCAGCGCUCUGGCAGAAUCAACACCUGCUCGACUCUGCUACACACUAACAAUUGCCUUUUUUAUCCAAAUAUUAUGUGGUUGGUGUGUAAUAAUGGAUGUCUGUCAUGUCAUUGGGUUUAGCCUUAAGUAAGUGCGGAUACACAAAGUAAUCAUCGUAGUGCUUAAUGAAAUUGUAAAAACAAUUUAUUUUUACCUAUCAUCAACUUUGAUCAUACUGUGUAAAAGUCUUUGGCGGUCAGACAGUAGAGAGCAGUUAAGCAGAAGGGGAGGGGGGGGCACUUUGCGGCCUGUUAAUGUUUCUCAAACUUGAUCCUUUCUCAGACUGAUGGGCUAAUGUGGCAUUGUCCUGACCGUUCUGUUUAAGUCAGAAAUGGCAGUGUUGGUGUGGGAGACGGACAUAUUAAGUCUUCACAACUGUCAGAGCAACAUCACAGAAAGCAGCCCGGCUACCUUCAGGGGACAGGAUGUUUUGUUGUUUUUAUUUCAAGGUCCAGAUAAGCUUCAGUGAAUGUGGAGAUGGAAUCCCAGAGUGCGUCACCUGGUCUCUGAGGGAACAGGUGUUUGUUACAAAUAAGAAAACUAUUACUGCGUUAAGCGGUAUUUUACAGUAUUAUUGGGAACGUUUCUUUGAAGUGGUCAACGAUAUCAAGGCAAAGUUGUGCGACAGUUUUAAGUGUGUAAAGAAUUGGGAUUUCACAUGUUUUGAUAAGAUUAGACCCAGUGGCAGCAAAGGGGCCAAGUUUGAGAAAUGCAUAAAUUUGCUCUGGAAACACUAUUCCAAAUCAGUGGAAGGGAUACUGCUGUUGCAAGCACAUACUCAACUGGCUAAAGAGCGAAACGGUAUAUAGUUGACACUCGUUAAUAUCAUUUUUUGUUUUUUAUUGUUUUUAGUAUCAAUCUCAUUGUUAAAAUGCAAUAGAAUCCUUGAGUCUCAGAUCAUUUGUUUAUAAGAUUGAAGUUUUUAAUUUUUCAGACGGAUCCGAGGAUUUAUUUGUCUGAGAUUUUCUCAUCACGUUUUGAUGAUUGUUUCAAGGACCUUUUUUUAUUCUGAUACAAUUGUAAACACUGGAGUGAAAAGGAGAAAAAAAAGACAAAAAAUAUGGUUGUUUUUUCCUUCAGACUGUACUAGAUUCUAGGUUUUAGACGAAGCCUAUUUCUCCUCGACUUGACACAGAAGGUGAACAGGACAUUUUGGAUCAGUACAGUUGAGAGCCCAGUAUGUUUGAUAAUUUUGACAUUAUAGGCAGUAGUACCACAAGAAAAAUGUUUUCUUUCUCAUAUUGAAGUCCCUGGUAUUUGUAGUAAAUUAUAUUGAUAAUGGUAUUAGAUGAACAACAGCAUAACAGUAGCUAUCACAGAUUAGUUGUUUUCUUUAUUAGUCUUGCAUGCAGAGUUAUGGUCCUCAGUUAAGACAGGAUCUUGAUAUUGAUUAUUUUGUGUAGGAAAAUGAGUGCAUAAGAAUAACUUCCUAAAAAGAUGUUACAAUGAUUAUUGUAAAAUGGGCUAACUAAUAUGUACCCUUGUGAUCCAAUUAGUUUCAACUAUAUGAAAAUCAGAGGAGAGGCUUCUUACUAUUAUGCUGAAAUAAAAGAAUUUGUAAAGGAA
This is a messenger RNA of Eleginops maclovinus (Patagonian blennie), 5243 nucleotides long. It is a transcript of the gene znf740a, whose product is annotated as zinc finger protein 740a. Gene Ontology annotation, cellular component: nucleus. Gene Ontology annotation, molecular function: DNA-binding transcription factor activity, RNA polymerase II-specific; RNA polymerase II cis-regulatory region sequence-specific DNA binding. The record is from RefSeq and is a predicted model, not a curated record. Gene Ontology annotation, biological process: regulation of transcription by RNA polymerase II. The transcript is spliced from 21 exons. The coding region runs from base 397 to 2433 and encodes 678 amino acids. NCBI's taxonomy places the organism in Eukaryota, Metazoa, Chordata, Actinopteri, Perciformes, Eleginopidae.